GAAAGUCGAAUAUUGUAGCAGGUACUGGAUUCCGUAAUUUAGUCUUUGCUGGUUCCCGACUUUAUUACGAAUCUGCGGACUACCAGUUUACAAUGGCUCGUGUCGGGAUAAUAUCCUUCAGCAUCAGAGAUAUGCUGUCCCGGAGGCUUUUGACCAGGCAAGCUAUACGGACCUUAUGGACUGGGAGAGAGAGUUUGGAGGAGGAUGAUCCGGAACUGAUGUCCAUCAUCAAACAGGAGAAAAAGAGGCAGGUCAAUGGUCUGGAACUCAUAGCAUCUGAGAACUUUGCGAGUCGAUCGGUCCAGGAAGCAUUGGGAUCCUGUCUUACUAACAAGUACUCCGAGGGUUACCCUGGUGCAAGGUACUAUGGAGGAAAUGUAUUCAUCGACAAAGUCGAAAGUCUGUGUCAGACGAGAGCUUUGGAGGCUUUCCGCCUGGACCCUCACCAGUGGGGGGUGAAUGUACAGCCUUACUCUGGUAGUCCUGCUAACUUUGAGGCCUUCACUGCCUUACUGAAGCCACAUGACAGAAUUAUGGGCCUGGAUCUACCGGAUGGUGGACAUUUAACUCAUGGAUUUAUGACUGAUACCAGGAGGAUCUCAGCUACUUCAGUGUUUUUUGAAUCCAUGCCAUACAGAAUAGAUCCCAAGACAGGGUACAUUGAUUACGACAAACUCAGGGAAUCUGCUCGUCUUUUCCGUCCAAAGCUGAUCAUUGCAGGAACCACAGCCUACUCUCGCCUACUGGACUACAAAGCUUAUAGAGAGAUCUGUGAUGAGGUGAAUGCCUACAUGCUGGCUGACAUGGCCCAUAUAUCAGGACUGGUGGCAGCUGAUGUUAUUCCUGGUCCUUUUGAACAUGCUGAUGUUGUUACCUCCACCACCCACAAGACACUGAGGGGACCCAGAUCUGGGAUGAUAUUCUACCGUAAAGGCAAAAAAGGAGUGGACAAAAAAGGAAAUGACAUCAUGUAUGACCUGGAAAAGAAGAUAAACAACGCUGUGUUUCCGGCCCUACAGGGGGGACCUCAUCAGCACCAGAUUGGGGCCCUAGCAGUCGCCCUCAAACAGGCUAAAUCUCCGGAGUUCAAAGAGUAUCAGCUGCAGGUGAUCAAAAAUGCCAAAGUCAUGGCCAAAGUCUUAUUGGAUAAAGGAUAUAAUGUAGUUUCUGGGGGUACCGAUAAUCAUCUUGUGUUGGUGGAUCUGAAAUCCAAGGGAACAGAUGGUGCUAGAGUGGAGCGGAUUCUUGAGCUGUGCGAGAUUUCUGUCAACAAGAACACCUGUGCUGGAGACAAAAGUCCCAUGACUCCCGGAGGACUCAGAAUAGGUGCCCCUGCAAUGACUUCCCGUGGAAUGAAGGAGAAGGAUUUUGAGAAAAUCUGUGAAUUUCUAGAUCGAGGAGUGCAGAUAGGAAUAAAUGCCAAAAAGUAUUCAAAAACUUUGAAAGAGUUCCGCCAUGCAGUGAUAGAGAAUGAGGAUAUUCAGGGCCAGAUCAACAAGCUGCGGGGAGAGGUGGAGAGCUUUGCCAGCCAGUUCCCCAUGCCAGGACUAGAGGAACGAUAACUUCUUGUGUAGAUCUGAUCUGUCAAAUGAAUUGAAAAACAACCCAAAAUCUAAACAUUCUUCAAAAUUUUACCAAAGAUGUUGAUUUUGUUAUAAUGAUGUUUUUAAACAAUAAGAGAAAUGAUUCAUCAUUUUCUUAAAAUUCAAUUUUAAAAUCCUAUUUUGACAUUUGAAUGCAAAGAAUCUCACAACUGGAAUUCUCUUAUCAAAAGAUCUGUUUGGAUUUCCUUUUAAAAACUUUUGUUUUUGUAAAUUUUUUUUUUCUUUUAUUGACUUAAGUUUGACAACGCAACUGGUAUUUUUUUCCCAAAUUUUCAUCAUAUAGAUCAGAAAUUGAGUUGUUGAACAAUUCCAAGAGUUAAGAUGUGUUUUAUUUCAGUGAGAUGAUUUGUUUUUGGUGAAUGUUUUUAUUUUUUGUGUGAAUAUUUACACCCAUACCUGCAAUUUUGUGAUUCUUAAGGUUAGUUAAAAAGAUAAUGUUCUUUAUUAAUAAAAUGCAUAUAGAAUAUGUAAUUUUGAAGUGCUAUGUUAUUCAUUGUAUUAUAUUGCAGUGCCAAAAUGAUGUUAAGAUUCACAAGAGGUUAAACAUUUUAGACAUUGUUGGAAAUCUGUGUUAAUGAACUGAUUUUGAGCAUUUGAUGAAAACUUUUCUCUCUUUGAUACACACUUAGUAUUGUUUAUACCGGUAAUUAAUUUUUAAUAAUUCAUGUAUCCUGUACCAUCUUUUAAAAGACAAUAAUUAAUAAGCAAUCUCGGUAAAGUACAAGACCGGGUAACUAAUGACUUUACAUUGUGUGUAUUGGACUUUCAGCAAAACAUUGGUGCUUUAGAUCUGUUCUCAAAGAGGUACUGAUUGUACCUUUCAGAGACUGCUCUUAAAUUGAAGGAAAAUAAAGUUAUUAUGUACUAGUUUGUAUGUGAUUUUAUGUGGAAAAUAUUGGGGUUAAAAUGUUAUACAUGAAAAUAUGGGCUGGAGUACUUUAAGACAUGAACAUCACAACUUUUCCAUAUUUAACUUUUCCACAAUAAAUCGUAUGAAAAAGUAUUACGUUUCACAGUGUGUUGUGAUAUACACACAUGUAUAGUGCAAGUGCAUAUGUUUCAUAUGAAUGUAUGGUUUCAUAAAAAAAAAAAACAUGUCUAAAACUUCCAUUUAAUCCACCACCUCUUUAUUAACUAUUCCUUGUGCUCAGGUUGAAUUCCUUUUGUCUGUUUGCCAGAAUUGCCAAAUUCGUAACAAUGAUGAUUUGAUUACCCAUUUUGUUCACAUAUGUUUAAGGUGGUAUGGGACACCUACAUAUUGUGACAUACACUGUACUUCCAAUUGAAUCAAGCAUAAUUUUAUAUACCUGUACUUUUUCUUGCCGGAAAUUGUUACUUAAAAGCAUAGUGCAAUGGGUUUAAAGUCUUGAUUUCCAUUUUUUGGGGUCAAAUAUUUUAACAUUUCAUAACUGUUAAAGUAUUUUAAUUAUAUAAGGAAUAAGGAAUCAUUCUUUGAGUAUUAUGAGGUGAUAAUUUUGGUCGAGGCGUGAUCAAAUCCAAUAAAGCCGGGAGGGCUUUAUGAUAGAUUUGAUCAUUCCCCGGCCGAAAUUAUCACCUCAUAAUAUUCAAAGAAUGAUUCCUUAUUACUUAUAUUUAUAUAAUUUCAGGCCAUCGUACGAUUAAAUUUUUAAAUAUAAUUAAGCAAACCCCGCCAAUUGUCAUUUGUAUUAUGGGUUAUAUAGUACAAAAUCGAUACAAGUAGUACAUGUUAUAACAGACAGAGACACUGGAUAAUGUAAAAAUAAUGUAUUAAUAUCAACAGAUGUCCCAUACCACCUUAAUAUACAUGUAUAUGUGUAUUGAUUAAUUUUGGAUUCAACUAAAAUUCUUUGCUGCUUUGCUUAGGUGUCAUUAUCAUUAGCAAGUUCUUUGUUUACUUUUGUCAUAAUUGUUAGAGAUUGUUAUCGAUAGUGAAAUACUUGUAAUUUAAUGAGGAAAGCUGUAUUACAGUAUGACAAGAUAAGAGUAUAAUUCAUUUUGUAGAACAUAUAGUCUGACAAAAUUUAAAUCAUCCCCUUCUUUUACUCUGGCCAGACUACUGAUGAGAGAAAUGAAGAGAGUCAGAAGAAUGGGGGUGGUUAAAUCAAACUUUAGUAAAUAUGCAUUUAAAUUGCUGGUCACUUAUUGAUCACUGUAACAUCUAGACCAAGCACAGAAAAAUAACCUGUUCUCUAUGUACUCGCUAACCAUCCCAUUUAAAGAGAACAAGGAAUUUCCAAAUCUGUUUUUUUUUUUUUUAAAUUCUGCAGCAUUUUUAUUCAUGA
This is a messenger RNA of Magallana angulata, 3868 nucleotides long. Its product is annotated as serine hydroxymethyltransferase, mitochondrial-like. Gene Ontology annotation, molecular function: mRNA 5'-UTR binding; pyridoxal phosphate binding; mRNA regulatory element binding translation repressor activity. The record is from RefSeq and is a predicted model, not a curated record. NCBI's taxonomy places the organism in Eukaryota, Metazoa, Mollusca, Bivalvia, Ostreida, Ostreidae. Gene Ontology annotation, biological process: folic acid metabolic process; L-serine catabolic process; tetrahydrofolate interconversion. Bases 93 to 1562 code for a protein of 489 amino acids. The transcript has 12 exons. Gene Ontology annotation, cellular component: cytosol; cytoplasm; nucleus.